ACGUGUCGGCCUGUCGGCUACUGCGUGAUAAUUUUUUGAAAAUCGUUUGUAAAUCGCGAAAAAUUAAAAAUGGGCCGUAAAAAAACAACGGCGGCCAAAAAACGUGUGCUGCGAAGUGCUACAAACAAUAACAUUGCAUUUGUGGUGGAAACUCUUCCGGAAUUGAAGGAACCAGCGAAACCAUCGGCGGAAAAAAUUGCCAAACUGGUAGACCCGAAAAUCGGCUUGGAUUCAUACUUGGAAGGAACUGGUACAGACACGGACGAAGACUAUUUGCCAGAGAUGCCAACCCCGAAAAAACCGCUUAUUCGGACGUACUGCCGCAGAAGAACAAUCGACGAUUUGAUGGCCGACUGGGACAUUGAAACGCAGAAUAUAUGUACCUAUAGUGAUGGAAAAGAGUUUGGAAGAAUUAGCUACUUCAGACAGCAGCGAGCGCCAUGGAUGCUCUUGUGGAAUGGCCGAGACCACCAUGAGCCAUCCGAUACGUCCGAAAACGCUAAGAAAAAGGAAAAGCAUAAACUGACGGCAGAAAAUGCUAAACUAGCAGCACAAAACGCCAAGUUACAAGAAGCACUUACGUCGAAGCUUCUGCCAGAGCCAGAAGUUCCUUUUAAAAACGUCACGGGUAAUUUCCUGGAUCCGGAUUUGCUGCGGCAGCUUUCAAUCGAAGCUGAAACGGAUUAUCUUUUUGUUAAAUUCGUUAUGCUACGAUUGUGGCCAGAUGGAUUCUUCGGGCGAUCUGUAACAGGUCGUCCAUCUAAUAAUCCUUCUGGUCGGUCAAAACCAACUAAAACAUCUCAAAACGGAACUGUAAACGAGGGAACAACUUGCGAUGCUGGCAGUUCCAUCGAAAAUACUGCAUGUCGCGGAGAGAAUAUGGAAAAUGCAACGCAGGCUCCCAAGCAACCUCUUGAGAAGGAAAAGGUGGAGUUUGUUUUUUCUUGCCUGUAUCAACGCCGCAUUUUUUUGCGAGAUGAUAGUUUGACCGCCCAAGUUCAUGCCAAAGCCGGCAAAUCGCUCAUGACACGAGUUAUUGCGAAUGCUUCGCGUAAACAUUAAUUUUUAUAUUCGUCUUCAUUACCGUUUGAGCCGAAACGUGUUCAAUAUUUUAAUUUGUUUUUAUUAUACGUAAUUAUAUUUGUUAAAUCUCUAUUACCGCAGUAUGCAGGUGCAGAAAUGAUAAAAUAGAGCUGUUACAUGAACAA
Armigeres subalbatus is the source of this 1208-nucleotide messenger RNA. RefSeq lists its product as uncharacterized. The transcript has 5 exons. NCBI's taxonomy places the organism in Eukaryota, Metazoa, Arthropoda, Insecta, Diptera, Culicidae. Bases 70 to 1062 code for a protein of 330 amino acids. The record is from RefSeq and is a predicted model, not a curated record. Gene Ontology annotation, molecular function: DNA binding.